Molecule: messenger RNA, 489 nt
Organism: Botrytis sinoallii
Lineage: Eukaryota; Fungi; Ascomycota; Leotiomycetes; Helotiales; Sclerotiniaceae
Exons: 5
Coding region: 1-489 (162 amino acids)
Biological process (GO): proton motive force-driven ATP synthesis
Molecular function (GO): proton-transporting ATP synthase activity, rotational mechanism
Source: RefSeq, a predicted model, not a curated record
AUGAACUCUAUGCGUUUUGCUCGCGCCGCUCUGCGGGUUCGUCCUACGGCUUUGAAAACUCCUGUUUUGCGCAGAGGGUAUGCUGAGGCUGUUGCGGAGAAGAUUAAGUUGAGCUUGGCUUUGCCUCAUCAGUCUGUUUACAGAUCCCAAGAUGUCGUCCAAGUCAACAUCCCCGCCGAAUCCGGUGAAAUGGGUAUCCUCGCCAACCACGUCCCAUCGAUCGAACAAUUGAAGCCAGGUCUCGUUGAGGUUAUUGAGGAGAGUGGUGGAAGCAAGCAAUUCUUCCUUUCCGGAGGAUUCGCAGUCGUUCAACCAAACUCUUCAUUAAGCAUCAACGCAGUCGAGGGAUUCCCAUUGGAGGAUUUCAGCGCAGAUGCAGUUAGGUCACAAAUUGCUGAGGCUCAGAAGAUGUUGGAGGAAGUGGAAGUUUUGGAGACCUUGCACAGCACACCUCAAGUAGAGAAAUUACUCUACCUUGGUGAUGGUUAG